UUGGUGUCGCUAAAACUCCAGGUUUGCGUCACGACCUCUCCAUUACCACAUUUCCGGUUCAGAAACAGUCCCUUUCCCGUUGUAAACACAUCGCUUGGGUGGUGGUGUGUCUGACAGUUAUAAAUAAUUAAAAACAAGUUAUCUUGCAUUUUAAAAAAGCUCGUUAGCAUACAGUUUAUCUCUAAGAAUGAAGAAGUUUUUCGACGACAUCAAGAAAGACAUCAAGUUCAAGUCAGCAGGGCCAGGGAAGAAACUUACAGAUGAAUCAAGCUCUAAACCUCAGGCCUCACAGGCUUCUCAUGCAGCGUCCAGGAAGGCACCGACAGCGGGAGCACAGAUGGCAGGGGCCGCGGCCCUCGCCAGGAUCGAGCAGCAGCACCGGCCCAAGGUGCACACGUCCCAGGAUGCCAUAAGAAAUCAGGUAAAGCGAGAACUGGAAGCAGAGGCGGCUGCCGUAGUGGCCAGUCUUAAGAACACAGAGAUCGAGGGCUCGGCUGUUCCACAGAGGGAUUCAUCGUCUUUCUCAGUGUCAGGAGUUUUCUUCACCUGUCCUCUUACCGGAAAAACCGUCACAAAGGCUGAAAGAGAGUUGCACAUCAAAGAAGCCAUUCUAAUGAGAUUCUCAGAGGAUGCGAUAGAGGCCUCCAUUAUGAUGAUUCACACCUUUAACAAAGACAAAGAGAAAGUCAAAGCUGCCAUCGACAUUAUUAGCAAGUAUAUCGAAAACAUCUGUAAGAACCCAACUGAGGAAAAGUACAGGAAGAUCAAAGUUGGCAACAAAGUGUUUCAGGAGAAGGUCAGUGGGAUUGAAGGAGCUCGAGAGUAUCUGCAGGCUCUGGGCUUUGAAAGCAGCACGCUGCCGAUUGAUGGAGAAGAAAAGACUGAGGAUUUCCUGGUGUUGCCUGAGCAGGAUUCGGAUGCUCUGGAGCAGAUGAAGAUUCAUCUGGAGCGGCUGCAGAAAGGCGAAGCAGUUCGAGCCAAGCUGGACCGUCAGCUGCAGGUCUUCAGGCCAUCCCAGAACGCCACACACUUUGAGCUGCCGCCAGACUUCUAUAACCUCAGCGCAGAGGAGCUGAAGAAGGAACAACAGCUGAAGAGUGAAAUGGUGGAGAGAAACGCAAUGCUGCGAACGAAAGCCAUGCGCGAGAAAGACGAGCAGAGAGAGAGACGGAAAUACAACUAUGCGCUUUUGAGAGUGAGGCUACCAGAUGGAAAUAUACUCCAGGGUACUUUCCUGGCAUGGGAGCGUUUGUCAGCACUGUACCAGUUUGUGCGCGAUUCGCUGGAGAACGACUGGCAACCCUUUGAGCUGAUGGCACCCGGAGGACAAAAACUGAAGGAUGAUGAAGAGACGCCCAUCAAUGAGUGCAAUCUGGCCCCGGCAGCUCUUCUGACCUUCUCCUGGGACGCUGCAGUGCAGGCCGACAUCGCCGCUGCCGGAGGAAAGACUGCAGUUCUGCUAAAACAAGCUCUACUAGAGAACAUCAAGAGCCUCAGCUGAACAUUAAGCCUCCAAAUGUCACUGCUGACCCCCGCAUACAUCUCUUGCUGCUCCCAGUGAGUCUCCCAUCAUAAACAAUCCCACACGGUUUCACAGGACGGGCCUGAUUCAAUUGCGCAUGUGGAUUUUAUACGGUGCUAAACACACUUUGACUUUGUCCUGUCAUAUGAUAUGAGGAGCGUCAGCACCUUAAGGGCCAAUUUCCAAGCAUUCUGUCCUGUUGUAAUGCAUUCUUGCUUGAGGUAACAUGAAUAGUCGUCAUGUGAUGAAGCAAGUUGCUCGAUUUGUGUGAUUGGAAAUGCGGAUCUGUUGCACUUUUUAGCUACAGCUGAGAGAGAAGUGUUGAUGUAACGUAAAAUCAGAAGCACUGUUUAAAGUUGAGCACUACCAAGUUUAGGUUGUCUUUUGUGUUGUAUUAAUGUUUGGUUUCCUGCCUAACGCAUGAAUGUUUUAAUGCAAGCUUAAUUACACACAGCUCUGGUCUUUAACAACGAUCUACCUCCUGAUGCUAAUAAACAUCCGCUCGUUUAAGCUGUC
Messenger RNA from Danio rerio (zebrafish), 2038 nucleotides. It is a transcript of the gene ubxn6, whose product is annotated as UBX domain protein 6. Gene Ontology annotation, cellular component: membrane. The record is from RefSeq and is marked provisional. Gene Ontology annotation, biological process: response to stress. NCBI's taxonomy places the organism in Eukaryota, Metazoa, Chordata, Actinopteri, Cypriniformes, Danionidae.